AUGUUCCCCUUUUCCCACAACUCUUCAAUAUAUGAUCUUCUCAGAUCUCAUACAUCUCUUGAGAGGAAGCGGAAACCAGAGAUAUUGACGGGAAAAAGCAAUUACUUGCUCAAUGCAAACAAGUCUGUGCUCUAUGAAUCCUAUCUCAUUCCACCCCGAGACCCAAGAAAUCCAGCCACCCAUGUAAACGGCUCGACGGCAAGCACCAUCGGAGCUAGUCUAAAAAGUUUGACAUACAAAGGAAGUUGCCAAAGUUCAAGGAGGGGUUAUGGGACCAAAAGAUUUCAUGCAUGGGGGGGCAUGGGGCGGUUGAUGUCUUGCUACUUAAUAUCUUUGGGACAAGAGAUGCCGAGGGAAGAAACCUCAAAAGACCCAAGAAGCGAAACAAGCAAACGAAAGCCUUAG
Sclerotinia sclerotiorum 1980 UF-70 is the source of this 405-nucleotide messenger RNA. RefSeq lists its product with no specific name. The transcript is spliced from 2 exons. NCBI's taxonomy places the organism in Eukaryota, Fungi, Ascomycota, Leotiomycetes, Helotiales, Sclerotiniaceae. The coding region runs from base 1 to 405 and encodes 134 amino acids. The record is from RefSeq and is a predicted model, not a curated record.